Nomia melanderi (Alkali bee) is the source of this 1637-nucleotide messenger RNA. NCBI's taxonomy places the organism in Eukaryota, Metazoa, Arthropoda, Insecta, Hymenoptera, Halictidae. The record is from RefSeq and is a predicted model, not a curated record.
UUUCUUUCCUCGGUAGGUGCUGAAAACCUCUUACUCGGCGUACAAUUUGCUGCAGUGAACCAAGGGACGCCGAAAGCCGCGUGCAAACCCAUCGGACGUACAGAAGAAAACUGAGAUUGUUCGUUCCGGGGAAGUGGAGGGAAGAGGGCAAGCGAUCAACUGAAUGUAGACUGCGACAAAAAAUGUUGCUGAUAGAAAUAAAUAUUCGAGAAAACUGAUAAUGUCUGUACGUCUGAAAGAGCGAUUCCCCUGGCACAACAGCGUUUCUCGCCGAAACGCCUGUUUACUCGAAAUACGAUCGCAGAGAGAAAAUUGCGCGAACAAAGAAUCAACAACGCACAGAUAGUCGCGGCUAGUUUGAAAGUUAAGAUUACCCUUUCAUCGUCCUGUAACGAUCCUGUCUCCGUCCGAUAACUCCACUUGUCGGUCUCACAGUGACGGUAAGAAAUAAUGUGAAGGGUAGCGAAGGGAAGUUACGUUCAGGAAAGGUUGCGUGCUUAUUAUCGGAAUAGAAGUGUAUUCGCCGAGUAAGUCGUGUGGCUGGAAAUAAUUACGAUAAUGGCAUAGUCUACGUACUACAGAAGGGAAGCCGACUGAUCCGAGGGUGCAGGGAAAGGAGGGUACCGAUACUCGAUAGCGGCCAGUAACGCAUCAACUUUUGUCGUAGAAACUGUCGAGACGUAGCGAUAUCGCCAACCGAAUGGUUAUCCCAGCGAAUCUUCGACGAUCGAUUAGCAACGACCUCUUAACGAUAUACUACACGUUCGGUGUUGCGAACGAACAAACUUCUGGAAUUUAGACGUGUAACGGGCCGACUCGGCAACAGAAUAGGAAAGUCGUAAGUUUCUCUUGGUCGGAAAGGAGAUCUAUUUCAAAGGGCAGAAACACACUUCGGAUGAACACUAUUGGAACAAAAGUUCAUCGAACGAACGAUGCCAACGCUGCAAUGGACGUCCACGGUAUUGUCAGCGUUGGGCUGCCAAAGACCGUCCACUUGGACGAGCCCGCCGAGAAAGUUCUGGUACAAAGUUUACGGGUUUGCGACGCUACUUAUGGUACAGACUGUGGCGGCAUCGGCGAUUCUGGAUAUAGCGUUCAACGUGAGGAAUCAGGAUGAUUUCAGCGACAACUUGUACCUCAGCAUGCCCAUGGUGAUUUCUUGCUGUAAGAUGUGCGCCUUCUUAGCCAAUCGCGAAAGCAUUACGUCUCUACUGAACUCUUUGCAAGAGAAACCCUACUCGCCUGCCGGCACAGUGGAGAUGAGCAUCGACGCGAAGUACGAUCGCAUAAACGAGUGAGUUUUUCCUUCCCCUAAUCCCUUCCCCUAAUCCCUUCCCCUAAUCCCUUAACGUAAUCGUCGAAUUUUCACUCUAUAAGAAAAAAGUGUUUGCCGAUAGAGUGAUUCCGAUUGAAAAAUAUGAUCUCGUUGCGAGAUAAAGAACAAUUCCAUAGGCUUCUCAGGAUGAAGUUUCUUUAAAAAGGAUUCUUACCAUGAUUGCAGGAGAAUAACGGUCGGAUACACGAUUUUAACCGAAUUUUCCGUAGCAAUAUCGUUAAUCGCGGCGAUAAUAGAAAAUCCGAAGAACAGGGCGUUGACGUUUCGCGCAUGGGUUCCCUACGACUACUCGUCGCUGCCU